AAUUCGCUACAACCUCGGAAGAUAAAGUAUUUGGACGAGAGUAUUUUUACACUUUUGAACAGGCGCACUAAAAUGUUGACCGAGAGCCGCCCCGUCGCUAGGUAGGAAAAAGCUUGAGACUUUGCGUCUUGAUCGGUUUCAGAAAUAACUCGCAGUCAGAAAAAAAAAUACGACCGAGAAAUUUCUACACAGGGAGUAGCCCAAAAAAAUGAAGGGCCUCUUUGUUCAUGUCCUCGCCGCGGCAGAACUUGCCAGCUGGAGCGUAGUUUUUCGGGUCGCGGCCGUAAAGAAGCCAGAAGACCCAAAGAAGCGAAGUGGACGUGGAACUGUUCCUGCAGCAAGUAAAAAAAAGGGGAUGAAGAACGACAAUGAGAACGAACCGAACAAGGAGCAGCACAGAAGUAGAGGUAAAAUUGAAAAUUCUAAUUCCGCCGCACCAGCCUUCUCGUCGACGACACUACGCAGCACGGCCUCUUCUGGAAAAAAAGCGUUGACAACUCCCACCAACCCGUCAAAAAGUAACAAGGGCAGUCGAAAAGCGACGCCAGCCAAGAAAACUCCCGCGAAUGCAAAUGCAAAAGCAAGUGCAAGAACCUCCAUCAAAUCCGAACAGCCUGGUGACUUCCCGACGAAGGAGGGCUCCUCUUCACGGCCGCCUUCUGUUGCAAAGAACAAGAAACAGGACGAGAAUGAUGCCACCUCUGCUUCGAAGGCGAGGAUAAAAACAUCUUCCACACAAAAGGCGACGUACCUAAAAGCAAGGCAAAAAGUAAAAGAAAUCGCCAAGCAGCGGUCCAAAUCAAAACCUACAACGAGCAGUCGGAAAGUAGAUGAUAAUCUUCAACACACCACCAGCGGCAGUACCACCGGUGCGACCAGUAGAACAACAGGCAGUGUUAAAAACACUAAACCUGCUUCGGAGCAGCUUGUUCAACAUCCAGUGCUGGUCGAGGUCAAAAAUGAAGCACGUAAAACAAAGCUGGAAGAUUUUGUCGAGCGCCGAAUGCAAGAUCUGAUGGACGCGCGGCGAGCCUUUGAGAGCAGCACGGCAGUGGUCGACGAGCUGCAGGUAGAAGAUGAUCUUCAAGACGAUGAUGACGAAGAUCCACUACUGGCUGCAACACCAGAUCCUGAAGAUGAGGAGCCGGGGCGGCCUGCUCGUGGUUUAUUUCGUCGUGACCCGGAGGUCGCUGAAGACGAUAAAGCAGAUCAUGAACGGGCACAACUACUUGCAACUCUCAGGACAUCAACUCCUACUAGUACCGCCCGCCACAGUUUGAUGAAGAUGAGCUGGAUGCUGAAUAAGCAGGAGCAGGACUACGAACAAGACCACCACCGUCGAGUAGAUCAUCAUGAUGGAAAGAAUUAUCUUCCCAGCUACUUCUCCUUCAAACCCCCGCCACGCCCCCGUAAAGUAGAUGAACCCUCGGAACAAUACUUCAAUUAUAGCCCCACCGAGUCGUGGGAACAAAAAGCACAAAUCGCGCUGGAAAGAAGAAGAAAGAUGAUGGAGAUUAGCAACCUCUUCAGCAUUCCGCGCACCGACAACAACGACAGCGUCAACAGACCGUUGGUUUUCACGUACGACACCUUCGUGAACCAGGCAAGCAAAAGCAAAAGCUCGUCUCCGGUUACUAAGAACAAGAAAAUGAAAAGAUCUUCGGCCCCCGGUGGCGGGCAUAAAAAACCAACCAAAAGCAUGAAAAAGAAAAGCAAUACCUGGAAGAACAACUGGAAGCUUUACGCGAAAAUGGACCAAAUGGCCGCGCUCCAGGAACGGAGGGACAGACGGGAGCAGGAGAGUCGACGAGAAAAGAAAGGCGAAGAUCGUCGUGCGGGAGGGACAGUAGAUGUUGAACGAGCAGCACUACUACAACAUUACGCUGCAGAUACAGCAGAUACAGCAGCUUCGGCCAAGACGACAAUGAAAAUGAUGAGAAAGAACAACGAGAAAAAACAGUGCAAGUUUUCACUGAUUGCCUGUGCUCCGAGGAGGAAUGAGAAAAUUAGUCGGGCAAGACGUCGGCCCAGCAUCGCCGCGCGUGUCCAAGGGGGAGGCGGUGGAGAAACUUCUUGCGGUAGUGGUCUGUCAACAUCCGCGAGCAAGAACGUCAGCGAGAACCAUCGUAGCAGCGACACAAAAACUCGUCACGAUCAGACACCAUCGGCAUCGUAGCAGCGACACAAAAACUCGUCACGAUCAGCUACAAUGCACUUCCACCUGAGAAGUUGCGCUGGGUGGUUUCUUCUUGUACGACUUUCUUAAUAUCCAUCUGAAUUCUACAGUGAAACAGUGCUAUUCGUUUUCAAACAAAUGCCGCGUUCUUGUACAAGUACACGACUUCUACGUCGUGAUGUAAGCAGAAUAAGACGAAGAAAAAGGGGAAGCGUACUUAUGUCUUUAUCCCUUUGAUAAUGAAAAAUCAAAAGCAAAAAUGGACAAUACGUAACAUAGGAAGUAUGAUGAAUAUGCAAAAAUAAACUGUGUCCAACAUGACGCAAAGUAAGUGUCGCGGCCAUUACAAGAUGAAAAUGAACCUGUAGUUGUAGUCGUAAAUAACCUCCCGUUUGCCCUUACCUGGCUCAGACCUUGAAUCUUAAAUGAACGUCGUCUAAAAUUGCCAAUAGCAUGAAGAAUGUGAUAGUGAUUUGCAUUUGGCUUUCGCUUUUGAAUUGUGUCACCUUCACCUCAUCAGAUGCAGACGUACUUCAAAAAGAUAAGACUCCAAGAUGUCGUGC
Messenger RNA from Amoebophrya sp. A120, 2739 nucleotides. Lineage: Eukaryota; Dinophyceae; Syndiniales; Amoebophryaceae. The record is from the annotation of a GenBank genome assembly.